Molecule: messenger RNA, 1333 nt
Organism: Darwinula stevensoni
Lineage: Eukaryota; Metazoa; Arthropoda; Ostracoda; Podocopida; Darwinulidae
Source: the annotation of a GenBank genome assembly
CCAGGUGAAGAUGGCGACCACCAUAAGACAAACUCCACUUACUUGCAGUGGGCAUACACGUCCUGUUGUUCAACUAUGCUUCAGUGACGUCACCGAAAACGGAUAUUAUCUCAUCUCUGCUUGCAAAGCAUCCUACCCAAGUGAUAUCUGGUGUGGGCUCACACUUGGCAUUGCUUUUACAGAUGGAAAGCCAAUGCUACGUCAGGGAGAGACUGGAGAUUGGAUUGGAACUUUUGAAGGACAUAAAGGUGCUGUUUGGGGUGUGUCCUUGAACAGGGAGGCUACACGUGCUGCAACAGGUGCUGCAGAUUAUACUGCAAAGGCUAGUUUAUUUUUGUUGUUCUUGCUCUCUCAAGGUAUCAUGCAUAAGGAAGGAGACUUGCCUAUACUAUUUUCCUUUUUUCAGUUGUGGGAUGCCGUAUCUGGAGAAGAGCUCCAGACCUUCACCCACAAGCACAUUGUUAAGAGUGUGGAUUUCUCCAAAGAUGGCUGUAAACUUCUCACUGGGUCCAAUGAGAAAAUUAUCAAAAUUUUUGACCUGACCAAGAUUGAUGCUGAACCUGCAGAGCUUUCAGGGCAUGAUGAUAGCAUUCGCCAAGCCCUGUUUCUACCAGACCAACGUAUGGUGAUCAGUGCUGGGGAUGACUGCACUGUCCGCCUCUGGGAUCUCUCAAGUGGGCGUGAGGUCCGGCAAUUGGAGUUCCCAAAUCCACCAAGCAGUAUGGAGGUCUCCCAAGAUGGCCAGAUCCUCACUCUGACUUAUGGAAAUCAUGCUGCCUUCUGGGAUUUAACCAAGUUUGAGAAAGUGAGAGAGAUUCGGAUUCCAACACGCGUGCACUCAGCAUCCCUCCAUCCAGCAAGGACUGUUUUCGUCUGUGGAGGAGAAGACUUCAAGAUGUACAAGUAUAAUUUCUCAGAUGGUUCAGAAGUUGAAUCCUUCAAAGGUCAUUUUGGGCCAAUCCACUGUGUGAGGUUCUCCCCAGAUGGAGAGCUGUAUGCAUCAGGAAGUGAGGAUGGGACAUUGAGGCUUUGGCAAACAACUGUUGGCAAGACUUACGGACUCUGGAAAUGUGUGGAUGGCAUCACCAAUGAUGUAAAUUCCAAAACUGACUCCGUUGCUGGGUGAAUUGGCAAGCAUGAAUCUGCUCUCAAAUCCUGUUGGUUUGCUGAUCUGUGAGGGACCUUCCAAGAGUUUUAUUUUUUUUUCAUCUUUCCAAAUUUCCUCAGGUAAAAUGGGAGUCUCUAGUUUUGUCUCACUCUUAAGGCAGAUCUCUGGCAAGUUGGAUAUUGUCUUCCAUGGUUACUACACCUAGUCAUAAAACAUGGUGAAGAA